Messenger RNA from Doryrhamphus excisus (bluestripe pipefish), 3879 nucleotides. Its product is annotated as sodium/hydrogen exchanger 6-like. The record is from RefSeq and is a predicted model, not a curated record. Gene Ontology annotation, molecular function: potassium:proton antiporter activity; sodium:proton antiporter activity. Lineage: Eukaryota; Metazoa; Chordata; Actinopteri; Syngnathiformes; Syngnathidae. Gene Ontology annotation, biological process: potassium ion transmembrane transport; proton transmembrane transport; sodium ion import across plasma membrane. Gene Ontology annotation, cellular component: plasma membrane; recycling endosome.
CAACAUCGGCUGUGAAAUAAUAGAUAGAUGCUUUAUUAAUCUCCAAAUUCCAGCAGCUCUGCAAAAAUACAAUUAUUAACUUAAUCAGAAAAUGUAACGUAUACACAAACUACGUAAAUUUAAGGAGAGAGACGAGAGGACACAAACGCUAGCAAGUCUGGUAGAGCCAGUAGUACUGUAUGUGUACAGUGCUUGUCACACGUUUAGACUUUUAUGUCGAAGAACCGGAAGUUGUAGUUUUAUUUUCUUAACACAUCGGAAAGGGAUGACAUUUGUUUUGGUUUCACCGAUUUGCCACUCAGGUAACGCAGUUACCUGCAAACGCUAGCCCAUAACCGCAAUGGCAUCUCCGCUAAUGAGGUGCUUUCCAGACAAUAAAGUCUCGAAGGCGCAUUGGUCGCUGCCGUUUUUGUGUUUGGCAUUCGUCCUCGUCGGGAGAGGCGAGGGCAACGCGAUGGACAACGGCGCUACAGAGAGGAUGGCUGAAGAGAGCCACCGACAAGACAGUGCCAACCUGCUCAUAUUCAUCAUGCUCCUGACUCUCACCAUUCUCACUAUAUGGUUGUUCAAACACAGACGCUUUAGGUUCCUGCACGAAACAGGACUUGCUAUGAUAUACGGCCUGUUGGUGGGUGUGAUCCUGAGGUUCGGCGUCCAUGUACCUCAAAGCAUGAGCGACGUGGUCCAGGGCUGUGCGGUGAAUGCCAGUCCCGCCACACUGCUGGUCAAUGUCAGCGGGCGAUUCUACGAGUACACCCUGAAAGGCGAAGUCAGCCGGGGCAAAGGUCACCAAGUGCAGGAUGACGAGAUGCUGAGAAAGGUAACCUUUGACCCAGAAGUCUUUUUCAACAUCUUGCUGCCCCCCAUCAUCUUCCAUGCUGGUUACAGUCUAAAACGGAGGCAUUUUUUCCGAAACAUCGGCUCUAUCCUGGCCUACGCAUUUGUGGGUACUGUUAUAUCCUGCUUUAUUAUUGGGCUCAUCAUGUAUGGAUUUGUGUCCUUUAUGGAAGUGGUGGGCCAGCUGAGCGGAGAGUUUUACUUCACAGACUGCCUCUUCUUUGGGGCCAUUGUGUCGGCAACGGACCCGGUGACAGUCUUGGCUAUUUUCAACGAGCUGAAAGUAGACGUGGAUCUGUAUGCUUUACUUUUUGGUGAGAGCGUUCUCAACGAUGCUGUGGCUAUCGUCCUCUCGUCUGUUCUCCUCCACUUGGACAAGCAGGGUAGACAGGGAGCUAGAAUUGUGCGGCCCACCGAGGGCGAGGCAGCAUGGCUAGGAAGGAACCAAACAGGAAUUCCUCGCUCCAUUGUGGCGUACCAGCCCGCCGGGGACAACAGUCACAGCUUUGAAGCCAUGGCCUUGCUCAAGUCCUUUGGCAUCUUCCUGGGUGUCUUCAGCGGUUCGUUUGCUCUCGGAGUGGCCACCGGAGUGGUUACGGCACUGGUGACCAAGUUCACCAAGCUGAGGGACUUUCCUUUGCUGGAGACGGCGCUCUUUGUCCUCAUGUCCUGGAGCACCUUCCUGUUGGCCGAGGCGUGCGGCUUUACCGGUGUUGUCGCCGUGCUGUUCUGCGGGAUCACCCAGGCUCACUACACCUACAACAAUCUCUCUCGGGACUCUCAAGAUCGAACCAAACAGUUAUUUGAGCUGCUCAACUUUUUGGCGGAGAACUUCAUCUUCUCCUACAUGGGCUUGACACUUUUCUCCUUCCAGUCGCAUGUCUUCAACCCUUUGUUCAUCAUCGGGGCUUUUGUGGCGGUGUUUCUUGGCAGGGCGGCGAACAUCUACCCCUUGUCUUUCCUGCUCAACCUGGGCCGCAAGAAUAAGAUCGGCUCUAACUUUCAGCAUGUGAUGAUGUUUGCAGGGCUGCGCGGGGCCAUGACCUUUGCCCUCUCUAUCCGAGACACGGCCACCUACGCCCGUCAGAUGAUGUUCUCCACCACCUUACUGAUUGUCUUUUUCACCGUGUGGAUCUGUGGAGGCGGCACCAUGCCCAUGCUGUCCUUCAUGAGCAUUCCCGUGGGCGUGGACUCUGAUCAGGAACACUCUAGUUUUGGAAUGUUGGACGGGUCGCAGAGGAGGAACACCAAGCAUGAGAGCGCAUGGCCCUUCAGGAUUUGGUACAACUUCGAUCACAAUUACCUGAAACCCCUCCUGACCCACAGCGGCCCCCCUCUCACUGCUACUCUGCCUGCCUGUUGUGGACCUCUGGCGCGAUGCCUUACCAGCCCGCAAGCUUAUGAGAAUGAGGGUCAGCUUCACGACGACGACUCCGACUUCAUCCUGAACGACGCCAGCGUCAGCUCCAUGUACGCCGACGUCACUGUCAGCACGGACGCCUCGGGCUCCGCCGCCGUCAGGCGUAACCGUUCAUCCACCGGCAGCACGGCAGGCGGCCCGUUUGACGAGGGUUUGGAUCACGAGCUGGCCACGACCGAGCAUGAAAUAUCCAUCCGGGGAACCCGCUUGGUCCUGCCCAUGAACGACCAGGCCGAUCCCCCGACCACCGUGACCCUGCCUCCGCCGCCGUCCCCGCCUCGCUCGGACCCUCGUAGGCACAGGCUGUAAGAUUACAGCUUCUUGUUUUCAACUUGUUUGCUGUCUCAAAGUGGUGGGGCGUGUUCAGGCUAUAUUUACGGGAGCUUAAUGUAUUUUAUGGUUCAUAAACGAGUGAAGUAACGUGUACGCAAAAUACAUUAUGCUCACGUAAUCAUAGCCAUUUUUCUUUUAUUUUAUGAAUGGAAUAAUCCGCUGCUUUCACUGUUCUCGUCCCUUAACAUCUCACGUCCCCAGGAUCGUCUCGCUGUCAGCUGGGUGAGGGAACGGUUUGUUACUGUAAGCUUGAACGUGAAGACCCUACACGCAAGGUCAGGUACUGUCGAACAAGUGCACCUUCUACUGACAACCGAACGGGUUUGGUUGAACGUUAAAUUGCUUCCCACAGUUGCGUCCUCCAUAUUUAUGUAUUUAUUUAUUCUUUUAUGGAUUAUGCACCUUUAUUUUCUCGAAGGCAUCGCGAAAGGGUCGCACUGUGCGAAUGGGUAGGGUUUGCGGUGUGUGUGUGUCUGUGUCCGUGCAGGGAAAAAACAAACAAAAAAAAAUGCUUUGGGUAAUGUAGCAAGAUACUUUACAAGCUUGUAAACGUACAUGAAAGCCUCUUUCACACAGACUUCCUGCAAAAUCUGAGAUCACCUCGGCUUUUUACAGAACCCGGAAAAGACCGGAUGUUGCUGCGCUUUCACGCAAAACAUCAUGACCCCCACAAAAUGAUUAGGUGAUGUGAGCAUCUGGUGUAAUGUGUCAAAGGUCUCUAGCCCCUUUCACACAGCCUGUAAAAGCCACUUUGCUGCGUGUCACUCUUCUAUAUAAACGGUACCCACACGGAAUGGUUAAGACAAAGAUGUCCCGGCAAUUUUCCAGGCCUCAAAAUUAGCUUCUCAGCCAUAACAGAGGCGGGAUGUAGCCUGUGUGCAAGGAUGAUGUAUCGCAGUGACAGGACAUGGGUGUGGAGUUUAAGACCUAUUGUCGGAAAAGUGAUUCCAUUUCAUCUGCAAAGACGCAACUUUAAGUGUUUUUGCAGAUCUGUGUGUGAAGGGGGUUGAUCGAAAUGCUCAAAUGGAAUACUUCCAUCUGUACACUCAGUACACUAUGUCGACUGCGUACUUAUGUAGUGCUUAGUAGCCAAGCAAUUUGACAAAACACACAAUUAUUCUUGUAUAAAGUGGCGUCACCCUGCGUCUUAAGUCACAUGACCUUCUCUGGGUUCUGUCUAAAAAGCACAGGUGCAUAAAUACCAUUGCUUCCGUAGAAGCAGGACAAUUGCCGGACCCUGUUCUGUGUCCGUGUCAUUCACACAGAACAGCAGCAAAGCUGUGGGGGGG